AUGGCAUCGGCCGCCAGCUCCGCGUUGCUCCAGUGCCUAACGCUUCUGCUCCAGCUGUCAGGAUGGUCCCGGGCAGAGAGGGCUGACACUCACUUGCACCCAGAGGCUCAGCAGACACUUCCCACCCCUCCCAUCGCCACCCACUGCCACCACCCAGGUCACAUCCUUUCACUCCCCACCUCAGCCCAGUCAUGCAUCAGCAAACACAGCCCAAGCUCCCCACAGAACCUGUGCAGGGGGGAUGGGAAGCGCCGUUUCCUCCAGGAUGACCCUGGGAACUCUGACCCUCACUCUCUUUGCUAUGAUGUGACCAUCAUCCCUAAGUUCAGACCAGGACCAUGGUGGUGUGUGGUUCAAGGCCAGGUAGAUAAAAACACUUUUCUUCACUAUAACAACACAGUCACACCCACCAGUCCCCUGGGGAAGAAAAUAAAUGUCACGAAAAGUUGAAAAGAGUAGAACCCAGUCCUGAGAGAGCUGAUGGACAUGCUCACAGAGCAACUGCUUGGCAUUCAGCUGGAGAAUUACACACCCAGGGAACCCCUCACCCUGCAGGCCAGGAUGUCUUGUGAGCAGAAAGCCGAAGGGCACAGGAGUGGAUCUUGGCAGUUCAGCUUCGAUGGACAGAUCUUCCUCCUCUUUGACUCAGAGAACAGAAUGUGGACAACGGUUCAUCCUGGAGCCAGAAAGAUGAAGGAAAGGUGGGAGAAAGACAAGGAUAUGACCAUGUUCUUCCAUUACUUCUCACUGGGUGACUGCACAAGAUGGCUUGAGGACUUCCUGAUGAGCAUGGACAGAACCCUGGAGCCAAGUGCAGGAGCACCACCCAUCAUGGCCCCAGGCACUGCCCAACCCAAAGCCACGGCCACCACCCUCAGUCCCUGGAGCCUCCUCAUCAUCCUCCUCUGCUUCAUUCUACCUGGCAUCUGAGGAGAGUCCACU
Molecule: messenger RNA, 942 nt
Organism: Sapajus apella (tufted capuchin)
Lineage: Eukaryota; Metazoa; Chordata; Mammalia; Primates; Cebidae
Product: UL16-binding protein 2-like
Exons: 6
Biological process (GO): immune response; antigen processing and presentation of endogenous peptide antigen via MHC class Ib; positive regulation of T cell mediated cytotoxicity
Cellular component (GO): external side of plasma membrane
Source: RefSeq, a predicted model, not a curated record